GUGGAUGGGAGAAUCAGAGAGGAAAAACAAUGCUGAGAGACAGCAGAAGGAAAGACAGACUUGUUUUUCCUGUUCUGGCACAUCUCAAGAAGGUAGGACGUCCUUUUUGUAAACACCCAAAACUCGGUGCACAGACAGUUAAGCCGGAGGAUUGGUGACUGUGGCUUGGACCUCACCGCUCUCAUCUCAGCAAAAGAAAUGUCGAAAACACCUCCCAAAGUGAUUCCGAGAAAGCCUUCGUCUGUCAAACCGCUGUCCCCGAUCCGAGAGCAUCCUUCUCCGGUUGGGCUGCCCACCAUCACAGACGCUGGAAAAGAGAACGGCGCCGGCGGGAAGUCAAGCCACACGAUGCUGGAGACAGCCGACAGAGAAGUUGAAAUCUUGAAUCACUGCUUUGACGAAAUAGAGGGAUUCAUGACUCGCUUGCAACAGACGGCAGAAGCCCAGGGCAUCCUUGACCAAAGGAGCAAAAGGAAGAGCAAGAGAAGCAUAAAAAACGACAAGAAAAUAGACGACUUGUUGAACAAAAAAGCCAUCCCUCCAUCCGAGCAGGAAUUUCUGAACAUCUUUCAGAAGAUGAAGUAUUCCUUCUGUUUACUGGGUCGUCUGAAGUCCCACAUCUCACAGCCGGACGCACCAGAUCUAGUUCACCACAUCUUUUUGCCUCUCAGAUUGAUGGUGAAGACCACUGGAGGGCCAUCAUUAGCUGCGUCUGUGGUGAGUCCAGCUCUGACCAGAGGCGCUGUUUCUCUGCUCCAAGAGAACCUGACUGAAGAGGAAAAGGAGCUGUGGACAUCUCUGGGACCCAACUGGACCUCCUACGGUUCCCAGCUGAACGUCAGCGUUCCUCCAUAUGCCCCUGUCUUCCUGGACGGGUGGAAACCUCUUGACAACGUCACGGACGAUCCCAUCCAGUUACAGCACAAGGAGGACGCUUUAAACGAAAGCAGGCAGAAGCAAAGAGAACGGGAACAGACCCAACCUGAAGCCAAGAACCACGGAGAAGGGAGAAAUAAACUAAAUGAAAAUAGUCUUCCUCCGAACGACGAGAGACUGUAUUACUGCAGUUAUGACUUUGUGGCCAGAAACAGCAAUGAACUCUCCGUGCUACGUGGAGAAACACUAGAGGUCCUUGAUUCGUCAAAGAACUGGUGGAAGUGUCGGAAUACAUACAGCGAGAUAGGAUUUGUUCCCUCUAAUAUUCUGGAGCCUCUGUCUGCUGUGAGGAACACAGAGAGAGACCGCACAUUGCUUCGAACAGAGUCAAAGGCAGCAGCUCCCAUCCCUCGGUCAAUGUCUUUCCAAUAUGCUCCAUCGAGCACAGACGGGACCAGUCCAGCAGGGCGACAUCAGAGCAUGAUCCCGGCACCUAAAAUGAUGUUGAGAGAAGAUGACGAGCGAGUCAUGGUAAUGAACGAUGAGCUUCUGCAGCGGCUGGCCAAAAAAAGAAACUCGCUUGAUCGGAUGGAGGUUCCCUCCACAGACAGCGUCCCGGUCCCCCUGAACUACCACUCCCCAAGCGCCGAGGUGAAGGCCUGGCUCUCUGCGAAGGGCUUCAGUGAGAACACAGUCCAUAGUCUGGGAGUGUUGAACGGAGCCCAGCUGUUCUCCCUGAAAAACGAGGAGCUCCGCCACGUGUGCCCCUUAGAAGGAGAGAGCGUUUACCUGCAGAUCCUGGGACAGAAGGCUCUUCUCGAGAACGUGCGCCAAGUGUCUGGACUGGAGACGGUGGUGGAGAAGUGAAAUCUGACGACUGACCUGAGUUAGACCAUGAUAGAUGGUGAAGAAACCAAUGAUGAUUUUAAGGCAUACGAAACCGAAUUACUGUAUAAUGACGGUUCCAUAAAUGAACAAGGUAUUCAAGAACAUGAAGGUUACAUAAAUGUAUUAAUUAUGCAGUAAUACCUGCACUGACACAAAUGUUAUUUAAUGUUUUUAAAUUAAGCUCAGCUAACUUUGUUCUUGCCGUUUUUAUUUCCUUAGAGGUCUGCGUCUGUUUAAAAACACUAACCAAUGGGUUCAUUGUGCCUCCUGAAAACAGCAUUACAAAGAAACGAAAGGCCGUCUCUCAUUAAACAUGAAGGUUACAGAAUUGUAUUAAUGACACAAGGCAAUAUCCACAUCUUUUUUUAUUUUUUUAGACAUUUUUAAAAGAAACUUGCUGCCACUGUUUUUAUUUUUGUUACAGUUAUAUUUCAUAUUUGUUAUCCUAUUAACCAAUAUAUGGACACCAACAAUGUAAAUUUAUAAAACGAGACAAAAUACAGGUAAAAUUAUUGAAUUUUCCCAUAGAACACACAGAACGUGUUGGUCAUAGAUUAUCCGCUUUUGCUUUCAUUUCACAUUCAUUUUUAUUGUCACUUUGUACAGCCACAUGUUGUUUCACUCUAAAUGUACAAAUAUCUCAUUAAAAAAAACAUUAGUGUUGAUUUUCUAUUGUGUUCAAGGCAGUGAACUCUCUGUUCAUUAUAGUUUACAACACAGGCAAAGUACAUAAUCAGAAUGUUGUCAUCGGCACUCCACAACACAGGGUCUAUGCGUCUGUAUCGUUUAGUUGAAGCAUGGUAAACCCUCUGACCCAUUACCCUCUCGAUCCCCAGUUCAAGCAGAACUUCUAGGUCAGUGUUAUCAGUCCUUCAAGAGGCCUAAAACAUGUUUUGACCCUGCCGAUGGCAACACAUGCAAAAACACCCGUUCGGUUACAGCA
Molecule: messenger RNA, 2707 nt
Organism: Fundulus heteroclitus (mummichog)
Lineage: Eukaryota; Metazoa; Chordata; Actinopteri; Cyprinodontiformes; Fundulidae
Gene: eps8l1a
Product: eps8 like 1a
Exons: 14
Coding region: 199-1743 (514 amino acids)
Biological process (GO): positive regulation of ruffle assembly; regulation of Rho protein signal transduction; Rho protein signal transduction
Cellular component (GO): vesicle; ruffle membrane; plasma membrane
Molecular function (GO): actin binding
Source: RefSeq, a predicted model, not a curated record